AUGGCUGGACGAUACAUUCCGCCGGCCCUCCGUGCGAAAGGUGAACAGCAGCAACUUGGCAAGGCCAACGACCACCGCCGCGACGGCCCCACGACGCCCUUGAGCCUACGCGGAGGCUACAGUCGACCACUCACCACCAGAUCCGACGCUCUUCCGGACGGAGAUCUCUGUUCUACGAGAGAAAUUGAGCACCAUUUCUGGCCGGAGCGGGAGCAUGAAAGUUUUGGAGGCCGACAGAAGACGUUGCAUGAUUCUGCUGCGACUCCGGGGUCGCUGAGUUACGUGCUGCUGUUCAAGGACGCGAAUCCACGGUGGCAGGACGACGGGAUCAUCUUUACCAAGUCGAGUCUGGAGCUGUUGCCAGCUGACCUUGCGGAUAAGACCGAGGAGAACGGUGCUACGGAUGGAACUGCGGCUGAAGUUCUCAAGGCCACUUCGACUCUCAAUGGCAACGAUCACGAAAAUGAAAGUGCCAACGAGGCAGUUGGACCAGAGAAGCCAGAAGCCAACCAAGACGAGAAGCUUGGGUCUACCCCUCAUGCCGAAGCCGACAAAAUUCAGCACCCACCGCGACACCAACACCAAGGGCAGCCCAUUGCCGUCUUCAACCAACUCCGCCGCUCUCAGACCGACUCCUCCCGCACCUUCCAAUUCGCAGGCUACUACCGCAUCGUGCGCCUCACCUUCCUGCAACCCCACUCCGCCGCCCUCGUCCGCAUGUUGGAACAGAAGUGGAGCCUGAAGAAUCCGCGCACGGGCCAGGUCCGGCAGAGACAGAGAGACGCGAGUGCGUGGCAAGAGUCCCUGAAGAUGAGAUGGGCGGUGGUCAAGUUCGAGAGGGAUGAGGAGGCGAUGAAAAGUCUUGGGGUGUUGAAGAUUGAGAGACUUGAAGAUGAUGAGGAGGAGGAUGAAGGAGUAUUGGGGGGACGAGACGUCGGCGGUGAUGGUGGACAGGGCAGGAGGAAGAUGAGUGGACGGGAGAAGAAGGGUGUCAAUGAGUUGUUGCGUGAGUUGAGGAUGGGUGACGAGGUGGAUAAAGAGAAUAAUAAUGGCGGAGCGUCGGCGCACGAAGAGACUGAGAAGCUCGACAAUGGCGCAAAGGAGGAGGUGCACUAG
Messenger RNA from Fonsecaea multimorphosa CBS 102226, 1116 nucleotides. RefSeq lists its product as uncharacterized. The coding region runs from base 1 to 1116 and encodes 371 amino acids. The transcript has a single exon. The record is from RefSeq and is a predicted model, not a curated record. Lineage: Eukaryota; Fungi; Ascomycota; Eurotiomycetes; Chaetothyriales; Herpotrichiellaceae.